UAUCACGGUAUAAAAUAUUUUAAUUAAAAUUCCAGUACAAGUCAACCAGUAUUCAUGCACCAAAUGUUAAAAACCUGUAACAAUGCUUGUCGCAAAGAAACUUUUAACGUCCCAGAUAUCAAAUAUCGUUACUUCCUUCACUAGAAACUAUAAAGUGACCAUCGUCGGUGGAGCAAGUGAGAUUGGCCAAACGGUAAGUCUGAUGCUGCGAGCCCAACCCUCAAUCACUAAGCUGAACAUCCAUGAUACCCUCAACCAGACCCCAGGAGUCAUUUUAGACUUGUCUCACAUACCUGCAGAAUCAAUACUCAAGGGCUUUUCGGGCGAAGAAACCUUAGAACGAGCGCUGAAGGAUUCAGACAUAGUCCUUGCAACCGGAGGAAGCACACGUACUCCUGGGACCUCUAAAAAAACAUGGCUCUCAAACAACACGGAAUUCAUCAAAAUGUUCUCCAGCAAAAUAGCCAAAAUAAACCCUUUUCCCUUCGUGGGAAUUCUCACAGAACCGAUAAACAUCCUCGUUCCAAUGUCAGCUGAAAUUAUGAGGAAUCACGGGGACUACGACCCAAAGAAGUUGUUCGGGAUUGCCACGAUAGAUCACCUACGAGCCCAAUCGUUGUACGCUUUGGAGAACAAUUUGAACCCUCGUAACUGCAUGGUUCCCGUAAUAGGCGGACGAUCGGGGAAGACCGCAAUUCCUUUAAUAUCACAGGCGAAGCCGGCUUGUCCAAUGAACGAGAAAACUAUACAGGAGUUUACUUCUAGAAUACGUAAAUGCGACGAGAAUAUAAUGGAUGCCAAGAAGGGUUGGUCGUCUACUUUGUCACCUGCCUACGGUGCUCUAAUGUUCACGCGAUCGGUCUUGGAAGCGCUUGAUGGCCGCCCAGCUAAAGUCGCGGCUUACAUCGAAAAUAAUGACUUUGGAACUAAUUACUUCGCGGGAAUAGUUAAUGUGAACAGUAACGGUGCUGCUGAAAUGCAGAGGUACACUGACUUGUCCAAAUUCGAAUGCCACUUACUGGAACGAAGCAUUGAGCAAAUAAGAAAAGACGUUAUCAAAGGAAAGAAGAUUCUCGAGUUAGCUUAACUUGUACGUAAUUAUUUUUACCAGUUGUGCAAUAUGAUGGUGUCUUUUUUUAAUGGAAUUUAUUAUGAAGAUAAUAAACACGCAAAUACCAAUUAAUAGAUCCAUUUAUUUACACUUAACGCGAUGUUCUUACAAUCGUAACAACCAAACGCACGUAUCACAGAGAACAAGUAAUAAAAAUUCAUUUAACAUUGACUACGAAA
Molecule: messenger RNA, 1290 nt
Organism: Ostrinia furnacalis (Asian corn borer)
Lineage: Eukaryota; Metazoa; Arthropoda; Insecta; Lepidoptera; Crambidae
Product: malate dehydrogenase
Exons: 1
Coding region: 83-1087 (334 amino acids)
Biological process (GO): tricarboxylic acid cycle; carboxylic acid metabolic process
Cellular component (GO): cytoplasm; mitochondrion
Molecular function (GO): L-malate dehydrogenase (NAD+) activity
Source: RefSeq, a predicted model, not a curated record